Messenger RNA from Aureobasidium melanogenum CBS 110374, 813 nucleotides. RefSeq lists its product as uncharacterized. The transcript is spliced from 2 exons. NCBI's taxonomy places the organism in Eukaryota, Fungi, Ascomycota, Dothideomycetes, Dothideales, Saccotheciaceae. Bases 1 to 813 code for a protein of 270 amino acids. The record is from RefSeq and is a predicted model, not a curated record.
AUGGACCGUCAACUCAAGGACUCGUCGCUGGAUUCUACCCGCAUCACCGAUCCAGAUCUCCAGUACAUCGACUCAUUGACAGAGACUGCUUCCACCAGUAUGCCAGCAGCACACCAUCAAGAUUCUCCUUUCUUCCGCUUGCCGCUCGAACUCCGCUACAUGGUAUACAACUAUGCCUUCGACUGUAGACAUCUCGGAUUUACCUUCCAACAAGCGCGCGAGAGCAUUGAUCCCCUGAUCUGUCUCUAUCACGUCUCUCCACAAGUCCGUGUCGAAGUCCAGGCUUUCGUCGCCAACACCAAACUCUGUUUUCUGGCCUCCAUAAUGCCGGAUGGAGCAAAAGCACGGCCUUAUCUUGUAUACACCAUGUCUCACCGAAUUAAAGAGCUCGGCACAAAGAUUGAGGUACCCGCAUCUUGGCUGUGGUUUGAUGACUUUGCACCACACGAAUUCAAAUUCUGGAACAUCAUUCUGUCCUUUUCAAGUGCUUGUAAACCUUCGAAUCCCGUCAUCGCCGAUAUAAACCUAAGAAAAGGAACGGUACGCCUUCUGAGGUUGGAGAAAGCGGAAACGCGUGGUGAUUGCCUCGAGCACAUAUUCGAACCAUUUCAAGAUCCUUCUGGCCUGGCUGUUGAAGCUCUUGAGCAGCCCUUACUUGCCGCUGUCCAAGCAGCUAGAAAGAGCGCAGACUUGGAAGGCUUCACAUUCCGAGAAAUACGUCGGCUAGUCGAGCAAGCAGUCUUGCCUGGUCGAGAACACUUUGAGAGCUUGGAAAAGUUCUUGACAGCUCCACUUCUCCCUAAAAACCAGUAG